Eurypyga helias (sunbittern) is the source of this 2585-nucleotide messenger RNA. Its product is annotated as double-stranded RNA-specific adenosine deaminase-like. Gene Ontology annotation, molecular function: tRNA-specific adenosine deaminase activity; double-stranded RNA binding; double-stranded RNA adenosine deaminase activity. The transcript is spliced from 8 exons. Gene Ontology annotation, biological process: adenosine to inosine editing; RNA processing. The record is from RefSeq and is a predicted model, not a curated record. Lineage: Eukaryota; Metazoa; Chordata; Aves; Eurypygiformes; Eurypygidae. The annotation marks the transcript as partial. Gene Ontology annotation, cellular component: cytoplasm; nucleolus.
AUGAACAGAGGUGCUGGUCGAGGCAGAGGCUCGUAUUUUACCCGGUCAAGACGUAACGGCCCCAGCACUAAUCAAGGUGUUUUUAACCGCCCUCCUACCCCACGGGACACUAAUCAGGAACCGUAUUUACACCAGCAGUUGCAAACAGCACGGGACACUGAAGCUUGUCUUCUUCAGGGACAGGGAUCACAGGACAAAUCGCGUAUCAGAGGCGUUCGAGCUGCGGCACCGGCUCCUGCAGAGAGAUGGCAACCCAGCUGCAGCGGAGCGGGAUGGAAUAGGCACUCCAGCAACCGUCCGUGGGUGGAAGCUCCGCCACGUUACUGCCCUCCUCGGUACCAUCAGAAGAACUCGGAAAGAGAUUCUGAUACCGUCAGGCUGAAUUUUCAGAGACUGUCUCUUGCCGGACAAGACCGUGAACAAGAAAUUCUGACGAUUUUCAGGCAGCUUGGGGAGGGGAAGGACUGUACAGUUCAUGAUCUUGCACGGAAACUUAAAACUCAAAAGAAAGAGGUCAACCGUAUUCUGUAUAAACUCUUCAGAGAAGGCAAGUUGCACAAAGGUGGAGAGACGCUGCCGCUGUGGAGGAUCGCCAGCCCGAGCGCAGGGAGAGAAAGAAGCCCCGCUGACCACAGUGGUGAUCACACAGAUCCGGCUUGUGAGAGCAGAGGGAGAGGGAGGAGCGCAGUUGGCUCGGGAGACGCCAAUCCCGCGAUGGCCGAGACGAAGGACAAAAUCUGCAACUUCUUGUUCGGCGUGAAAGAAACAACGGCGCUCAACCUUGCCAAAAACAUUGGGUUUUCGAGCGCCAGGGACGUUAACGCCUUUCUCAGCGCUCUGGAAAAGCUGGGAGAUGUCCGCAAGCAGAACACAACGCCCCCUCGGUGGUCCCUGACAAACAGGAAGCGCGAGCGGAUGCAGAUGAGGCCGAAGGCCAGCGCGGUGCUGCAGACGGUGGGUUCCACACCUGAGCCAGGUUUCCCACCUUCCUCUCUUCCUCUGUUUCCCCAUGAGAUGAUCAUAGCUUCAGCAGCAGCGACAACAUCGGAAGAAGAAAGGAUGGAAAACGGGCGGCAGCCUCCGGGGCAGACGGAUCAGAGCGACGGCAGUGACGCGGGAGGAGCCCCGCCUGAGGACACUAAACCCGACUUUGCCAGUUUGAAUAACUAUGAUAACUACGAAAACGGGAGGUGGGCCACAGAUGACAUCCCAGAUAAUCUGAACACUAUCAAAAAGCAGUCCGACGAGUCAGAAUCCAUCAUGAAUUACCAGUCUUCGCCCAGUUGUGCCGCCCAGUUUGAAACUGCUUUGCCAAGUACGCCCAUAGAGAAACUGAUGGCUUGUCAGGAGAAGAACCCAGUGAGUGGCCUUACCGAGUAUUCCCAGUACACCUACCAGCACUGUGAGUUUGCCAUGCUGGAGCAGAGCGGACCCUCUCACGAGCCACGAUUUACAUUCCAGGCCGUGAUCAACGGGCGCAGAUUCCCACCGGCAGAAGCAGGGAGCAAAAAACUGGCUAAACAGGAAGCGGCAGCUAAUGCGAUGAGGGUCCUGAUGAGCGAAGCAGAGGAUGGGAGACAGGGUGGAAUUAAAUGCGAAGAGCCGUCUCCCUCCGACAACUCUGAACCGGAACCGCCUUUGCAUCCGGAGCCAGAGCCGUCGUCUUCGUCAGCUCAUCUCAGCCUGCUUCCCGGGAAGCACCCCAUCAGCGUAUUGAUGGAGUACGGACAAAAAUCAGGGCACGUGGUUGAAUUCCAGCUGCUCUCUCAGGAAGGCCCACCUCAUGAUCCCAGGUUCAGCUACUGUGUGAAAAUGGGUGACCAAAUUUUCCCUGCUGUGGUAGGAAACAGCAAGAAGGGAGCAAAGCAAAUGGCAGCAGAAGUUGCUGUGAAGAUUCUUUCUGGAGAGUCUGUACCCCAUGUCUUGCCUGAACAGCCCGCGGCGAAGCCCCAUGGUGAGCAGUCCACGCACGGCUCUGGGCUGCGGAUCACCGCUCCGGAGGAACCCAAGGUGGCGAAAGCGAAGGCUGUUGGGGAGCUCCUGAAAUACCUUAACGCCAAUCCUGUCAGUGGCCUGCUGGAAUACGCCCGCUCCAAUGGGUUUGCCGCAGAGUUCAAGCUUAUUGACCAGUCGGGACCUCCUCAUGACCCCAAGUUUGUCUAUCAGGCGAAGGUUGGAGGCCGUUGGUUCCCUGCUGUCACUGCACACAGCAAAAAGCAGGGCAAGCAGGAGGCGGCGGAUGCCGCGCUCAGGGUCCUCAUUGGGGAAACGGAGAAGAUGGAGCGCCUGGAAGGGAUGAACAUCGCUGAGGUAACUCCUCUCCCUCCAGAGCUGGCACUGCUNCACGAUCAGAUGGCCAUGCUCAGCCACCAGCGCUUCAACACCCUCACGGCUCGCAUCCAGCACAGCCUGCUCGGGCGGAAGAUCCUGGCUGCCAUCAUCAUGAGGAGAGGAAGCAAGGGCCUGGGAGUGGUGGUCAGCAUCGGCACGGGCAAUCGCUGCGUGAAGGGAGAGGAGCUGAGCUUGAAGGGGGAGACGGUGAAUGACUGUCAUGCGGAAAUCAUUUCUCGAAGAGGCUUUGUGAG